CUCAGAAGUAAUCUUCUAGCUUCGCGCUUUGUAAAACGGCGCAUUUUCCUCGCAUGUUGAAUUUCGUGCUUGAGAUUCCUUGCCACAUGAGACUCAUUGAGACGCCCCGUGAUGUCACCUGAAGCAUACACGUUUCUAGAAUCGAAUCAGGCGGCCUGACUAUAGUCCAGAGUGCCAAUAUUUGUGGUAAUCUAGACGUCAAUGACUCGGUGCCGCAUCCUAUUAUCUCCAAGGUGCUUUUGGUGUGACCACUCUAUUUGGAAAUACAUCAGGCGGCGUCUUUCAAUGAUAUCCUAGACAGUCUAUUCCUGUGUGAAUACGAGAAGACCCUUUGAUGUUACGCGACUUUGGUUAUUCUCACUACGUAUACUGAACUGUGGCCGAGACCAUCACUUGAUUGGAAACCUUUGCUUCGCCAACAUUCAAUCUGGUACUACUACACGAGAUGGGAACGUGAAAUAUACGAAUUCGGGACUCGGAUACGAUGGGAAUGGAUGCGAGCCAAGAUGGGUAUCCUUCUGUCCAACUUCGUUUCUUCCGUCGGGCGUUUCAUGGCGUCACCCAUGAGAACGCCUCCCGCUCCCAUCGUGUGUAUGUGUAUAUUUCGGAACCUAUGACCACUAUUACUCGAACUCUCCAGAAGAGACUUGAAUUCAGUAUAAAGUCGUCCGACUUGAGUUAUUGCUCUUAACACCUGGAGUGCACGACCUCGAUUGCCUGCGUUCCCGCUUUACACCUUAUACCC
Messenger RNA from Fomitiporia mediterranea MF3/22, 745 nucleotides. RefSeq lists its product as uncharacterized. Lineage: Eukaryota; Fungi; Basidiomycota; Agaricomycetes; Hymenochaetales; Hymenochaetaceae. The record is from RefSeq and is a predicted model, not a curated record. The transcript is spliced from 2 exons. Bases 485 to 691 code for a protein of 68 amino acids.